This is a messenger RNA of Rhodotorula toruloides NP11, 4500 nucleotides long. RefSeq names its product alpha 1,3-glucosidase, glycoside hydrolase family 31 protein. Gene Ontology annotation, cellular component: glucosidase II complex. Gene Ontology annotation, biological process: N-glycan processing; carbohydrate metabolic process. Gene Ontology annotation, molecular function: alpha-glucosidase activity; carbohydrate binding; protein binding. Lineage: Eukaryota; Fungi; Basidiomycota; Microbotryomycetes; Sporidiobolales; Sporidiobolaceae. The coding region runs from base 1 to 4500 and encodes 1499 amino acids. The transcript has 15 exons. The record is from RefSeq and is a predicted model, not a curated record.
AUGGAGCGCAGAGCAGCUCGCAGUGGAGGGCGAGCAGCUCCAGGCUGGCUCAGCCCUGCGCUGUGGCUCGUCGCCGCGCUCCUCGUCAUUCGGUCGCUCCCCACCUCGACAGCCGUGAAACGAUACGACUUCAAGACGUGCGACCAGUCUGGCUUCUGCAGGCGCAACAGGGCUCUCGCAGACCGUGCUGGCGAGGCAGGCGCGAGCUGGCAGUCGCCGUACGAGGUGCACGCGCCCAAAUUCAGCGGGGGCAGCUUCCGAGCAGCCGUCUCAAACGCCCUCUUCCCCCAGAUCAAGUUCUCUCUCGAGCUUCGGUUCCAGCAGGAUGGUACGGCGCGGGUCUUGAUGGACGAGGUGGAUGGACUGCGGCAGCGGUACAACGAGGCGGCGAAGUGGACGCUUGUUGGAGAACCUCAGGUCGAGGAGAACGAUGGGCGGUACGAGGCGAACGUCAAGGAGGCCUUUGCGACGAUCAAGUACCACGGCGGACAGAACGAGGCUCGCAUCGACUACAAGCCCCUCACCAUCACCUUCUUCCGCGACGGCCAGCCUCACAUCAUCCUGAACGAGCGCAAGCUCUUCAACAUGGAGCACUUCCGCGUCAAAACCGUCGGCAACCAGCCCGAAGAGCUCGUCGUUGAAGACCCCGAGCACCCAGACGAGCAGCUUGUCGUCGUCCAGAGCGAGGCCUUUCCAGGUUUCCUGCCUCCAACGGAGGACGGCAUGUGGGAGGAGUCGUUCAACGGGAAGACGGACAGCAAGCCGAAAGGCCCCGAGUCGCUCAGCCUCGACAUCACCUUCUCCGGCUACGAGCACGUCUACGGCAUUCCCGAGCACGCCUCGACGCUGAACUUGAAGGAGACGAGGGGCGGCGAGGGCGCGUACACCGACCCGUACAGGCUGUACAACCUGGACGUCUUCGAGUACGAGGCGGAUUCGGAGAUGGCGCUCUACGGCUCCAUCCCGUUCAUGCAAGCCCAGCGUGCUGGCUCGUCGGUCGGCGUCCUUUUCGUGACCGGCUCAGAACUGUGGGUCGACGUCACCCGUUCGCCCACCGCCAAGUCUGUAACUUCCGCCUUCAAGAAGGGCAAGAAGGCAAAGGGAGGGGCCGAGGACGGAGGUCCGUCUGCUCGCACAACGUCGACGCACUGGAUGGCCGAGUCGGGCAUUCUCGACCUCUUCGUCUUCCUCGGACCGACACCCGCCGAUGUCUUCGACGCCUACACCGCCCUCACCGGUCGCGCGCCGCUCCCGCAGCUUUUCGCACUCGGCUACCAGCAGUCUCGGUGGCAGUACUGGGACGAGCGGUCGGUCCUGGAGGUCCAGAGCAAGUUCGACGAGGCCGACAUCCCCCUCGAGUCGAUCACGCUCGACGUCGACUUUACGCCCGAUAAGCGCUACUUCUUGUGGGAGCCGCACAAUUUCCCGACGCCGGAGAAGAUGCAGGAGAAGCUUGCUGAGCGAGGGCGCAAGCUCAUCACGAUCGUCGACCCGCACAUCAAGCGCGAUCCCGACUACUACAUCUACAAGGAGGCCCAGGAUCUCGACAUCCUCGUCAAGCAGCCCGACGGCAAGAGCGAGUUCGAGGGAUGGUGCUGGCCCGGCUCGAGCUCGUGGACCGACUGGUUCAACCCGAAGAGUCACGAUUGGUGGAUCAAGCAGUUCCGCUACGACAAGUACAAGGGUUCGACGCCCAACCUCUUCAUCUGGAACGACAUGAACGAGCCCUCCAUCUUCAACGGUCCCGAGAUCACGAUGCAGAAAGAUGCCGUUCACCACGGCGGCUGGGAACACCGCGACGUGCACAACAUCGUCGGCAUGAUCUACCACAACUUGUCGUCGCAAGGCGUCAUCGAGCGCGAAGACCCGCCUCGUCGACCCUUCGUCCUCACGCGUGCCUACUUCGCCGGCUCGCAGCGAUACGGCGCGAUGUGGACGGGCGACAACAUGGGCGACUGGCCGCAUCUCGCGAGCACCGUGCCGAUGCUGCUCAGCAACAACAUCGCGGGCAUGCCCUUCAGUGGCUCCGACGUCGGCGGCUUCUUCGGAAACCCUCCGCCCGAGAUGAUGACUCGCUGGCAUCAGAUCGGCGCCUUCUCGCCCUUCUUCCGGGCACACGGCCACAUCGACACGAAGCGCCGCGAGGUGUACCUCUUUGACCAGCCUUACCAGGGCAUCAUGCGCGACGCGAUCCGCCUCCGAUACUCGCUCCUGCCCGUCUUCUACACCGCGUUCUACGAGACGAGCAAGACCGGCAUUCCCAUCAUGCGGCCACAAUACGUUGUCUUCCCACAAGACCCGAAGGGCUUCGCUCUCGACGACCAGUUUUACCUCGGCAGCUCGGGUCUCUUGGUCAAGCCCGUCGCCGAGGAAGGCGCGACGAGCCAGGACGUCUACAUCUCGGACGACCAGCCAUACUACCACUAUUUGACGCACGAGAUCUACUUCGGCGCUUCUCACGGCGGUGCCAACGUCAAGGUUCCUGCGCCGCUCGAAUCGAUCCCUGUCCUCCAGCGUGGCGGCCACAUUCUCCCUCGCCGGGACAUCGUCCGCCGUGCAGCUGUCCUCUCCUGGCGCGAUCCUAUCACACUCGUCAUUGCGACGGACCUUGCGGGUACCUCCGCCACAGGCUCGCUCUACCUCGAUGACGGCGACACCUUCAACAACGAGAAGGGCGACUACGUGUACCGCUCGUUCGUCCUCGCACCCGAGUCGAAGGGCUCGAAGACCCUCAAGUUGCAGAACCGCGCUGCCGUGCCGUACGACGAGUUGAACGCGUACGCGCAGAAGAUCUCGGACGUCCCUGUUCGGGAGAUCGUCGUCCUCGGUCUGCCCGCGAAGCCGUCCUGCGUCAAGAUUGCCGGUGAGGCGGUCGGACUCGAGUUCGAGUGGAAGGAUGGCGUCGCUGCCACCGGCUCGAGGCGUUCGUGGGGCAAGCCUGCGAGCGUUCUCGUCAUCAAAGACGCCAACUCGCCCAUCGUCAAAGACUGGGACCUCGUGUUCGAGUACGACUCGUCCAAGGCAUGCCCGGUUACGCCAGCCGUCGACUACGAAGCCGCGCUCCAGUCGCCCGAAUGUCCCGUCGGUCGCUUCCGCUGUCGCAACGAGGGCCACAUUCCCGGCUGCGUCCUCCUCUCGCGUGUCAACGACGGCGUCUGCGACGAGGAAUGCUGCGACGGGUCCGACGAGACGGACGGCAAGACGCUCUGCCCGAACCGCUGCGCUGCUGUCAACGCCGAGUACCGCAAGCAGAAGGCUGAGGUGGAGCGGAAACAGCGCGUCGGCGCUUCCGUACGGAGCGACUACAUCAAGUUCGGCGCUCGCGAAAAGGCCAAGCUCGAGGCGGAUCUCGACAAGGCCAUGGACGAGAUCGCCGACCUACAGCAGCGGGAGAAGUCGGCUAAGACGGCGCUAGAGAUCCUCGAGCAAGCUGAGGCUGGUGAGAUCGAGCGAAAGAAGAACAGCCAGCUCUACCAACGCAUCGUCGAGAUGCAGACGGUUAUCAAGGCUCUUCGCCUGCAUCGCCAGAACCUCGAGGGUCACAUCGCUGACUUGAGCGGCAUUCUUAGCGACCUUUCGCGCGACUUCAAUCCCAACUUUCAGGACAUGGCGGUCCUCGGCGCCACUCGUGCGUUCCGCGACUGGAAGGUAGCGAACGGCAUGACGGUCGAGGAGGGCGAGGGCGUCGAGACCGGCCAGGAGGGCGAGACGGCUGCUCCACCUGCAGAGAAGCCGACCGAGGAGGAGCUCGUUGCGGACGACUACACCGACGACGAGCUGAAGAAGCUGGAGGAGGAGGACCCGCUCUCGCUCAUCGACUCGGUCAACCUGCGCGUAGGUGCUCCAGUGACAUCCGGUGUCGCGAGCAUCUUCCGCCUGGACGACUAUGUCCCCGACAAGUGGCGACCGCUGUACGACAACUACAAGAAGCAGCUCGUCGAGUUCCUCGUUCGCACAGGUGUCGUCUACGCUCCUGUCAGCGAAGGCUCGGACCGACCAGAGCUGAUGCGCGCGCGGACGGCGCACACGGAUCUCGUCGACGAGCUGCAUCGCGCGGAGGGUCGGCUUGGAGACGUCAAGAAGCAGCUGGAGAAGGACUGGGGACGGGAUUGGGAGUGGCGGAAGCUUGACGGGACGUGCAUCGAGAAGGACGCGGGCGAGUACACCUACAGCUUGUGCUUCUUCGGUGAGGCGACGCAGAAGUCGAACAACAACGGCGCGCGCACCAGUCUCGGUACCUUCAAGGGCUGGUCGUCGGAUGCGGCGCAGGGUUCGGACGAGUACUACAUGAAGCAGCUUUACACGGACGGGCAGAGGUGCUGGAACGGUCCGGCACGUAGCGCCAAGGUCGACCUCGUCUGCGGCACCUCGAACGUCUUGGUCUCGGUCGUCGAGCCCGAGAAGUGCGAGUACCUGUUCCAGGUCACGACUCCGGCCGUGUGCUACCCGCCGACGGCCGAGGCGGAGGAAGGAGCGAAGGGAGCGAAGGACGAGCUGUAG